Molecule: messenger RNA, 2968 nt
Organism: Coccidioides immitis RS
Lineage: Eukaryota; Fungi; Ascomycota; Eurotiomycetes; Onygenales; Onygenaceae
Product: chitin synthase C
Exons: 6
Coding region: 224-2968 (914 amino acids)
Cellular component (GO): cell periphery; cell septum
Molecular function (GO): chitin synthase activity
Source: RefSeq, a predicted model, not a curated record
UCUAUGUCUGCUACCUGUGACUCUUGUGUCUCUCCGUCUGCCCGUCUUUGCCUUUGCUGAUCGUGUGAUCUCCCCGUCAACCGGCCUCGCUGCGCGGGGGGGAAAAAAAAACACACACGCUCGCUCAAACGAUCGAUAUAACACCUGCGACUCGCCUUAAAUAUACUCGCUCUGCUUCUGGACCACUCGUUCACCGGGGCAAUCAGGCUGCCCCAGAGUCACCAUGUCGUACAACAGAUUGCCCAAUCCUGUCGUCGACGACGACCCGGAACCCGUAAUGGAUCCUCAGAAUCUCCAUCCUCAUCGCAGAUCCUCCCCCGGCAGACCGCUAUAUCAGCUGAGCGAUGAUCCAUACCAGCAAUAUGGCCAUAUCCCAAUGCCCUCGGCCGAUCGAUUGUUGGACCAGCCCACGUAUUCUGUCGACAACAUCCAAAACUCCUAUGGACACAAUGAGACCUUUGAAGAACAUAAUCCCUAUCGACCCUCUCCCGGGCCACCUAGAGACUAUACUCUCUCCCCUGAAGCCCACCACGACUCCUACUAUAACCCUCCGUACCAACCCACCCCAUCCACUGUCGAUACCUACGACUUGACAAAUUACCCGCAACAGUAUCACGACGACCACGCCCCCAUUCUACAGUCAGACAGUCCCUUUGGGGAGACCCCUCAUUCAGAGACCGGAGGCUAUAACGAUGGCUCUGUUGCAACGCUUCCCACACCAAGCCCGGCGCCGAUAAGACGAUGGAAGACCGUGAAGGAGGUUCAGUUGUUUAACGGAAACUUGGUUCUUGACUGCCCGAUCCCUCCCAGGCUGCUGAGCCAGGUCAACCACGCCGCGCCGCCGGAACGCGAUGAAUUUACGCACAUGCGAUACUCAGCCGCAACCUGUGAUCCCGCUGAUUUUUACAACGAGCGUUUCACCCUUCGCCAAAGGCUGUUUGCCAAGCCCCGACAUACUGAACUGUUUAUCGUCGUUACGAUGUACAAUGAAGAUGACUUCCUCUUUGCGCGAACGAUGAUCGGUGUCUUCAAGAACAUCGAUUACAUGUGCUCUCGGACAAACAGUAAGACCUGGGGCAAGGAAGCGUGGAAGAAGAUUGUCGUCUGCGUCGUGAGUGACGGACGUGCAAAAAUCAAUCCACGGACGCGCGCCGUUCUGGCCGGUUUGGGUGUAUAUCAAGACGGGAUUGCGAAGCAACAGGUCAACGGAAAGGACGUCACUGCCCAUAUCUACGAAUACACAACACAGAUGGGAAUGGAACUGAAAGGCAACCAGGUCCUCCUCAAGCCGCGCCGAGGUAUGCCGGUGCAGAUGCUGUUUUGCCUGAAGGAAAAGAAUCAGAAGAAAAUCAAUUCCCACCGUUGGUUUUUCCAGGCGUUCGGACGAGUCUUGGACCCGAAUAUAUGCGUGCUCAUCGACGCUGGUACCAAACCGGGAAAGGAUUCCAUCUACCAUCUUUGGCGCGCCUUCGACCUGGAACCAAUGUGCGGCGGUGCUUGUGGAGAGAUCAAGGUUAUGUUGGACCACGGCAAGAAAUUGAUCAAUCCGCUCGUUGCCACUCAGAACUUUGAGUACAAAAUGAGCAAUAUUCUCGACAAGCCACUGGAGUCGGCUUUUGGAUUCAUCUCCGUGCUCCCAGGUGCUUUUUCAGCUUACCGCUAUGUGGCCCUUCAGAAUGAUAAGAACGGUCAAGGUCCUUUAGAAAAAUACUUUGCAGGUGAGAAGAUGCAUGGUGCCAACGCUGGUAUCUUCACUGCAAAUAUGUACUUGGCAGAGGAUCGAAUUCUCUGCUUCGAACUGGUGUCUAAGCGCAACUGCCGCUGGAUCUUGCAGUACGUCAAGUCCGCUAACGGUGAAACUGACGUUCCCGAUCGCAUGGCGGAGUUUAUUCUUCAGCGCCGGCGUUGGUUGAAUGGAAGUUUCUUUGCUGCCGUCUAUGCUAUCACCCACUUUUACCAGAUCUGGAGGAGCGAUCACAGUGCCUCCAGAAAAUUCAUGCUGCUUAUUGAAUUUAUCUAUCAGACGAUCAAUAUGCUGUUUGCAUGGUUUGCGAUCGGUAAUUUCUUCCUUGUCUUCCGCAUCUUGACAACUUCCCUUGGAACCAAAGACCUUCUCGGACAGGUUGGAAACGUUUUGGGCGUUGUAUUCGAGUGGCUUUAUCUCGCAACCCUCGUGACGUGCUUCGUCCUGGCGUUGGGGAAUCGCCCACAGGGAUCGAAUAAGCUUUACAUGACCAUGACCUGUUUCUGGGUUAUUAUCAUGAUAUAUCUCACGUUUGCGGCGAUCUAUGUAACCGUGAGGUCCAUACAGCACGAGGUUGCGGAUGGCAGCUUCAGCUUCUCUGCGAUAUUCAGUAACCUGCAAUUCUUUUCGAUGAUUGUGUCGCUGAUGUCGACGUACGUGCUCUGGCUUGUCGCUUCCAUUCUGUUUUUCGAUCCGUGGCAUAUGUUUACAUCAUUCCUUCAAUACAUCCUUCUUACUCCUACAUAUAUCAACGUCCUCACCAUUUAUGCCUUCUGUAACACCCAUGAUAUCACGUGGGGAACCAAAGGCGAUGACAAGCCCGAAAAGCUUCCUUCGGCUAACCUCAAGCCCGGUGGUAAAGUUGACGUUGAGAUCCCGCAAGAUGACGGAGAUCUCAACGCUCAGUACGACGCCGAGCUGCAGAAGUUCGCUUCCAAACCUCCAAAGGAAGUUCGAAAGACAACGGAGGAGGAGAAACAAGAAGACUACUACAAAGGAUUCCGAAGUUCCGUCGUUUUGGUGUGGAUCUUCUGCAAUUUUGCGCUUGGUGCAUUGGUCUUGAAUGCCGUUGGCUUGGAGAGAAUUGAUGUGAACGAGUCAACUGAGACUCAGCGGAGCGCAAUUUAUAUGGCCGUUGUGUUGUGGAGUGUUGCCGGGUUGUCACUGUUUAGGUUUAUCGGGGCCAUGUGGUUCUUGGUUGUUAGAAUGUUCCGUGGUGUAUAA